CUGCCUCGAACAACAGUUACGGGAAGUGCGCACGCGCACUGCUGGCGGCGCCGGUCCUUUGUUACUUAGGAAACAGCCAAUCAACGACGCGGGCGUUGACCAAUGGGAAGCGCGGAUGAACCGACCCGACUGAUUUGAAAGCGCGGCGCGGGCGGUGGUUUUCUUGGGGGGAAGGGGAGCUUGUGGGGCGCACUGUCGGGUGGCCCCGGGCUCCCGUUUGCGGCCGAGGGACCCGGUGGCGAGCGGCAACACCGGCGGCAGAGAACCGACGAAGGGUGUCGCCAUGGUGAUGGCAGUGGAGGACAGCGCGGUGCAGGUUGUGGUCCGGGUCCGACCCCCCACCCCACGGGAGCUAGAGAGCCAGCGGAGGCCUGUGAUUCAGGUGGUGGAUGAGCGGGUGCUGGUGUUUGACCCUGAAGAGCCCGAUGGGGGCUUCCUUGGCCUGAAAUGGGGCAGCGUGCACGACGGCCCCAAGAAGAAGGGCAAAGACCUGACCUUUGUCUUUGACCGGGUCUUUGGCGAGGCGGCCACCCAGCAGGAUGUCUUCCAGCACACCACCCACAGCGUCCUGGACAGCUUCCUGCGGGGCUACAACUGCUCCGUGUUUGCCUAUGGGGCCACUGGGGCCGGGAAGACACACACCAUGCUGGGAAGAGAGGGGGACCCCGGCAUCAUGUACCUGACCACCAUGGAACUGUACAGGCGGCUGGAGGCCCGCCAGGAGGAGAAGCAAUUCGAGGUGCUCAUCAGCUACCAGGAGGUGUACAAUGAGCAGAUCCACGACCUUCUGGAGCCCAAGGGACCCCUUGCCAUCCGUGAGGAUCCCGACAAGGGGGUGGUGGUACAAGGACUUUCCUUCCACCAGCCAACCUCAGCUGAGCAGCUGCUGGAGAUGCUGACCAGGGGGAACCGUAACCGCACACAGCACCCCACUGACGCCAACGCUACUUCCUCCCGCUCCCAUGCCAUCUUCCAGAUCUACGUGAAGCAGCAGGACCGCGUUCCCGGUCUGACCCAGGCCCUUCAGGUGGCCAAGAUGAGCCUGAUUGACCUGGCUGGCUCCGAGCGGGCGUCCAGCACCCACGCGAAGGGGGAGCGGCUGCGGGAGGGUGCCAACAUCAACCGCUCCCUGCUGGCCCUCAUCAAUGUCCUCAAUGCCCUGGCCGAUGCAAAGGGUCGCAAGUCCCAUGUGCCCUACCGGGACAGCAAGCUGACCCGCCUGCUCAAGGACUCCAUUGGGGGCAACUGCCGCACAGUGAUGAUUGCUGCCAUCAGCCCCUCUAGCCUGACGUAUGAGGACACGUACAACACCCUCAAGUACGCCGACCGGGCCAAGGAGAUCAAACUUUCGCUGAAGAGCAAUGUGGUCAGCCUGGACUGUCACAUCAGCCAGUACGCCACUAUCUGCCAGCAGCUGCAGGCUGAGGUGGCCAGUCUGAGGGAGAAGCUUCGAAUGUAUGAGGCGGGAGCCCAGGCCCCCCAACAGGACCUCCCACAGCCCCCCAAAUCGGGCACUCCACAACCACCCUUUUCCAGCUCCUCCCCACCAUCUCAUCUUCUCAGCCAGCCCCGCACCCCAGAGCUCCACCCAGGAUCUGCAGUCCUUCAAGAGGAAAGCCUGGGGACAGAGGUCCAAGUGGAGAGGGUCAGGGAAGGGAAUUCUUCAGAUCAGGAGCAGCCCUCGGAGGACAAAGACAAAGACCCGGCCAAGGAGGUUCCGAUCCGGGUGUCAGAACAGAGCCUCCGACAGUCAGGGCUGGAGUCCCCUGGCCUGAACCUGGAGGCCAAGCAAGUCGUGGGCCACCUCUCACCACAGAACCUGGAAAGGGACCAUUCUAAGCAGUUGGCACUGAAGGUUCUGUGCCUGGCCCAGCGGCAGUACUCCCUGCUCCAAGCAGCCAACCUCCUGACCCCUGACAUGAUCGCAGAGUUCGAGACCCUGCAGCAGCUGGUGCGAGAGGAAAAACCUGGGCCUGGAACAGAGGCCUCCAGGACUCCUGGCCCAGCCAGGGAGGCACCUCUGGCUCAGGAGCUGUGUUCAGAGCCAAAGCCUCCAGGAUACUCUGGCCCUGUGACCCGGACCAUGGCAAGGCAACUGAGUGGCCUCAUGCACGGUCUGGGGGCCCCACCUGGGCCUGACAGCACCUCUGCCCAGGCAGCUCUGCAGUCCGUGGAGAAGAAGAGAAGAAGGAAACUGAGCUCCUCAGAGCAAGACAGUCACCAGGCCCCAAGGCUGGGGACCAAGCGUCAGCACCAGUCCUUCCUGCCCUGCCUGCGAAGGGGGUCCCUGCCUGAGACUCAGCCUUCACUCGGACCCACCCCCCCCAAAAAGGGAAGGGUCGCCUCCCCCUGCCACUCCCCUCGCUUCUGCCCAGCCACAGUCAUCAAAAGCCGGGUGCCUCUGGGCCCUUCUGCCCUGCAGAACUGCUCCACCCCGGUGGCCCUGCCCGCUCAGAACCUCAACAUCACCUUUGAUCUCUCCGAGGAGUCCCCCUCAAAGCUGGGUUUCCAUGAAUGCGCUGGCUGGGAAAAUGUGCCCCAGAACAGGCUGGAUCAGCCCUUCAUCCCCAGUGGACCCGCGCCCCUGUUCACCACGAAGGGCCCCAAGCCAGCCUCUUCCUUCCCUGCGACCUCAGCCCGCAAGAAGAGGCGCCUUGUGAGUUCCUCCAUCGCCCGCCGCAGCCGCAUCGCCCGCCUCCCCAGCAGCACCUUGAAGAGGCUGGCGGAGUCCCUCACUGCCCCAGGUGACUAGCACUGGGAACAGGGAUGGUCUCAGCCACCGUGACCGAUGAAAACAGGAAGUAGGCAGUGACAAGGUGGGCAGAGACCCGAGGACCUGGGAUACUUCCGAGCAUCUCGAAUCCUGAGGAGAGAUGGGAGGUGGGAUGGAAGAAGAGACAGUGGGACCGAGCCGGACUUGUCUCCUUCCUCCCUGCCUCCACCACCCACUGGCCUGCAGAGCCCCCUGCAGUCCCCAUGGCCCUGGCAACCUUCGGAGCCAGAGGGAACGGAUGAGGGUUAGGGAAGUGCUGUCAGCCGGGAGAUGCAUUGCCAGGGUGUCCUGACCGCUGUCCCCUCUUGGAUCCUGGAGCAGCCUGCACCAGGAGCCGUGACCUGCCUUCCUCAGCUUGGAGCAAUUAACGCCAACACCCUCUUCCUUUACUCACCCUCCUCUCCUAGUCAUUCAUUCUGCUACUCAUGCUCUUAUUAAUCUCUUGUUAUAUUCAGCUUCUCAGCAUGUAUAUAUACAUUUGUGAGUGUUAAUGUGUUGCUAUUUUAAAGGUGCUCCCCGCCCCCCCUCCCCCCCAGUUUAUAACACCCUCUCUGCAGGCAGGUGGCUGGAGGUCUUUGUUCCCCGUUCCCAGUCUAACACAGGGCUCUGUCUACUGAUGGCAGAGGAGGAGGGGGCCUGGUGCGGAGCCCCAGCUUGGCUCUUCCUGGUUUUGAGGGAGGGACAGCUUCAGCCCCAUCCCCCGAGCCUGGAGCAAAAUCCGCAGUCCUGGUGACGAUGCAGAAGAUCAGUGGUGCCUUGAUUUCCAAAUAAAGACAGCUUCAUGGUUUUU
Molecule: messenger RNA, 3563 nt
Organism: Myotis daubentonii (Daubenton's bat)
Lineage: Eukaryota; Metazoa; Chordata; Mammalia; Chiroptera; Vespertilionidae
Gene: KIF18B
Product: kinesin family member 18B
Biological process (GO): microtubule-based movement
Molecular function (GO): microtubule motor activity; ATP binding; microtubule binding
Source: RefSeq, a predicted model, not a curated record